Paramecium octaurelia is the source of this 1197-nucleotide messenger RNA. The record is from the annotation of a GenBank genome assembly. NCBI's taxonomy places the organism in Eukaryota, Ciliophora, Oligohymenophorea, Peniculida, Parameciidae.
AUGGGAAAUCUGUAAACAUUAAUAAAUUAUCAUUCACCAUUAUCAUAUAUUUAAGACUUAAAUGAGUAAAUAUAAGAUUGUGGAAUGGUAAAUCAUCCUGGUCUUGGGUCAAUUUAAUUAUGGAAGAUUAAGCAAUCAAAUUCGCCAAUGAUGUUUUCAUAUGUAAAUUAACUUUUUCAUAAAAAUUAGCAUGUGCAUCUGUAUGAAAACGAUUCCCAUCUCUUUGAUUUUCAUAGAAGUCGUUGUUAAAUGAAACAUCCAAACCUUUUAGAAUAUUUUGCAUGUACAAACUCAAAGGCUUAAAAUAUUGGCAAUGUUUAAUCAUAAUAACUAUUUUUUGCUUAUUACAAUAAAAAUUUAAAAUAGAAAUUACUCUAAUAUAAGACUGUGCCCGAAAUUGAAAUUUGGAAUGUAAAUAUAAAAUAUUUUGAAGAUAGUCGAAUAAAUUGUUAGUGCAAUGGCUUAUCUAUAAGGAUUGAACAGGUUUCAUGGUAAUUUGACUACCGAAUCAAUCCUUCUGAAUGAGAAAGAUCAAAUUAAAAUAUUGGAUUAACUUGAGUAGAAACCAAAUGGAGAUUAGAUAAAAGAGGAUGUAUUCGAUCUAGGAUUAGUAAUAAUGGAGAUGCUAACUGGUAGAGGUAUAUAAAUAAAUAUGCUAAAGCAAAUCAACUCAACUUUUUUGAUUCAUUAAAGCCAUUGGCGGGAAUCUAUUCGAUUCAAUUAUUGUAAUUAGUCGGUAAGAUGCUAUAAAAAGAUGCCCUACUAAGACCUGAUUUUAAUUAACUUCAAGAUAUUAUUAAAAAUAGAUUUAAAGAACCGAAAAUCUUACACAAUCCUUGCUAGACUUAGAGUGAACCAGCAUUUGUGCAAAUCAUCAAUUCUUCUUAAAGAUUAUAAAGUAGGAAGUAAGAGCAAAGAGUGAUCACUUUGCCUGAGAGAUAAUUUCAGCCCUCAACCCAUCCUAGAUUAAUAUCUAAAAAUGCAUCAUAAAGUAAUUUAUAAAAUAUUACUGUCCCUUCGCUUCCAAUUUAAGGAACUUAGUAUAAUCAAGAAUAGUAAAUUAUUAGCUUUGUUUCCUAUUUCAAAUAUCAUACUCCUAUUAAGCAAUUAUCAAGAGUCGAUAACCUCUCGAUUGCCGAUAGAUUAACAUCUUAUCCAAGUGGAAUUAGGCUAUCUUCAAAUGUAUGGUAAAUUUGA